Molecule: messenger RNA, 564 nt
Organism: Fraxinus pennsylvanica
Lineage: Eukaryota; Viridiplantae; Streptophyta; Magnoliopsida; Lamiales; Oleaceae
Source: the annotation of a GenBank genome assembly
AUGGCGAGUCCAAGUUCUCAAUCGGACAUAGUGAUUCUGAAGACUCCAGCAACUGUAAAAUUAACAUCCCCAAAAUCUGGUUCCCAGCUUUUGAAGACCCCUUUAAGCUUUAUAUAUGUUGAGGCUAAAGGGAAAAAUGAUUUCUUGAUUGAUGAUGUGUUAGCUAUGGGGAGUGGUGGGAUUCAGGUUGGAUUUGAUAUCGGUGGAGGGUCCGGGACUUUUGCUGCUAGGAUGACUGAGAGGAAUGUGACUAUGGUUACUGCCACUUUGAAUGUUGAUGCUCCUUUUAAUGAAUUCAUUGCUGCAAGAGGGCUUUUCCCUUUGUAUUUGAGCUUAGAUCAUAGGAGAGUAUAUGCAUUAAAUCUUGUGAGUCCAAUCCCGGAUGAGCUCCGGAAUUUAACCUUCCUCACCGAUGUAAAUUUGGCCAAAAAUUAUUUGACAGGUCCCCUACCUCCAUCCAUAGGCGACCUCAUUCGUAUGCAAUAUCUGAGCUUUGGCUUCAAUGCUUUAUCUGGGGAACUUCCAAAGGAACUUGGCAAGCUGACGGACCUAAGAAAUCUGUAA